Molecule: messenger RNA, 2378 nt
Organism: Solea senegalensis (Senegalese sole)
Lineage: Eukaryota; Metazoa; Chordata; Actinopteri; Pleuronectiformes; Soleidae
Gene: abat
Product: 4-aminobutyrate aminotransferase
Exons: 16
Coding region: 116-1618 (500 amino acids)
Biological process (GO): GABA catabolic process
Cellular component (GO): mitochondrion
Molecular function (GO): pyridoxal phosphate binding
Source: RefSeq, a predicted model, not a curated record
GCUCUCCAGCAGUCAACAGCCUGACAGAGAGGAGAAGAUAAACUCCGCUGUUAGACCUGCAGCCUCCGCGGGAUCAUCGGUGACUUGGUGAACUUGGACCCGCCUCUCAUCAGUCAUGGCGUCCUCUCUGAUCGGCCGUCAGCUUGUUCUCUCGCUGCAGAAAAACAUGUGGCUCGGCGCUGCAGGCUGCAGAUACGUCAGCAAAGCAGCGCCACAGACUCUGGUGGAGUGUGAAUAUGACGGACCCUCCAUGAAAACUUCAGUUCCUGGUCCACGGUCACAGGAGCUGACAAAACAGCUGGGAGAAAUCCAGAAUGUUGGUGCCAUCAACUUCUUCUGUAACUAUGAGGAGAGCAGAGGGAACUACCUGGUGGAUGUGGAUGGAAACCGCAUGCUGGAUAUCUACACUCAGAUCUCCUCCAUCCCAAUCGGUUACAACCACCCUGCUCUGCUCAAGCUGAUGACCAAUCCUAACAAUCUGAGUACACUAGUGAACCGUCCGGCUCUGGGAAUCCUGCCUCCUGAGAACUUUCCAGACAAAAUCACAGAAAGUCUGAUCUCAGUGGCUCCCAGUGGAAUGACCCGAGUUCAGACUAUGGCCUGUGGCUCUUGCUCCAAUGAGAACGCCUACAAAGCAAUGUUUAUCUGGUACAGGAACAAGGAACGAGGCCACAACACGCCCUCUGAAGAAGACCUCAACACCUGCAUGAUAAACAAGUCUCCGGGUUGUCCUGACCUGAGCAUUCUAUCUUUCAUGGGAGGAUUCCACGGAAGGACCAUGGGCACACUGGCGACAACACACUCAAAAGCAAUCCACAAGCUGGAUGUGCCGUCAUUUGAUUGGCCCAUCGCCCCGUUUCCCACUCUGCAGUAUCCACUGGAGGAGUUCACCAGAGAGAAUGAACAGGAAGAGGCUCGCUGUCUGGAGGAGGUGGAGGAUCUGAUCGUGAAGUGGAGGCAGAAGGGAAGGCCUGUGGCAGGAAUUGUGAUUGAACCAAUCCAGGCUGAAGGUGGAGAUAACCACGCCUCUGCAAACUUCUUCAAAGGCCUUCGAAACAUUGCAAGCAAGCAUGGCUGUGCUUUCCAUGUGGAUGAAGUCCAAACUGGUGGGGGCACCACAGGGAAGUUUUGGGCCCACGAGCACUGGGGCAUGGACGAUCCUGCUGACAUUGUCUCAUUCAGCAAGAAGCUUCUGACUGGAGGCUACUACCACAAGUAUGAACUACAGGCUGAUAAGCCGUACCGCAUCUUUAACACGUGGAUGGGCGACCCGACAAAGAACCUGAUACUGGCUGAGGUUCUUAAUGUGAUUCGCAGAGAGCAUCUUCUGCAGGAGGUCAAUCGCUCUGGGAAAGUUCUGCUAAAUGGUCUUUAUGAUCUCCAGGCUCGAUACCCCGGCGUCCUGAGUCGCGCUCGAGGACAGGGAACCUUCUGUGCCAUCGACGUCUGCAGUGAUGAAACACGCAACAGCAUCUUGCUCAAGGCCAGAGACAAAGGUAUUCUCCUGGGAGGGUGCGGAGACCGAUCGAUCCGUUUCCGUCCAGCGCUGGUCUUCAAGGAACACCAUGUUCACAUGUUCCUCAACAUCUUUAAUGACGUGUUGGCCCAGAUCAAAUAAAUCCUGACCCGAGAGAAAACCGGAAAAACAGAACAAGAGUGGAUCCAGAGGAGAGGGAGGGGAAAACCGCACACAGCCUGUCAUGAUAAGCAUGACACACCCAAUAACUCACACAGAUACAACCUCUGGUACAAGACCCCGUGCCAUGGUCAGUCUACGUUUACUCCUCGGUGAUGUCUUUUUACUUGUGCUGCCAUUAACAUGGAUAUUAGAGCAGGUGUCCGCUGGUACGAUGGCCCUUUUUACACGUUAUUCAUGUUGUUCUGUGUAGACUGACCAGACUAGACUAGCUUUAGUCUGGAUGAAGUCCAUAUCAUGAGCAUGUCCACUUCAUUAGACCAUCUCACCCAAACUGUGCUUCAUGUAGGAGACAAGAAAUAUGAAGUUUUAAUUUCAUGUUUCAUCUAUGAUUUUGAAAUGACCUUCAAAGCUGUGAUCAUGUCAUCAGCACAGAGUAAAGACAACAUCUGAGGAGCUUUGAUGCUCUUUACUAUCCUUCAGGAGAACUGUGCUGAAGUCCUUGUUGAACGGCAGGUGUUAGCAUGCAUUAGACAAACGUCAAGUAGCUUAGUUAAUCAUUAUCUCGGAACAUAGACUUGGAUACAGACUUCUUUUACUCCCGGUUAUACCCGACCACCUGCUUUCCAGUCACUGAGACUGUAACACGGUCAGAUGAUCAUCCUUAAGACGCACAACUGUGUCCAUGACAACACAGCUAUGACGCCAGCCCGCAUGUGGUUUUGAUGUUGCCCAUUUAGAA